UUGAGUUCUCUUCUCCGCCGAGAAGACUUCUCGGCGGAGAAGAGAACUCAACCAGAGAUCAAAUGAAAAACGUUUUGGAGUUUGAGAAGAGAUUGGCUCAGAUAACAAUUCCUGCGGAUCAGAGAAGAGACGAUGAAAGCACUUAUCAUAAAAUGACUUUAAAAGAACUGAAAAUGAAAUGCAAAGCAAUCGAUUGGGUUUCGUAUUAUAGACGCGCUUUCGGGCAAAUCGGUCGAGAGAUUACGGAAAACGAGCAAAUAGUCAUUUACUCUCCACAAUAUAUGUCUAAUUUAUCGGAUCUCAUAGAAGAGCACUUACGAGACGAACAGAAGAAAAUAGUUGUGGCCAAUUACUUGGGCUGGUCUGUUGUGCAGACAAUGACUUCAUGCUUAGCAAAGCCGUUCAGAGAGGCUUCAAAAAUACUGCGAAAGGCUUUAAUGGGAUCGGAGGGGACGGAAUCACCAUGGAGGUAUUGCGUCACCGACACCAAUGGUGUGAUGGGCUUUGCUUUGGGGGCUAUGUUUGUGAAGGCAGUCUUUCACGGAGACUCCAAACUCAUGGCACAAACCAUGAUUGAAGAAGUGAGGGAUGCCUUCAAAAACAAUUUACCAAAUCUUAAAUGGAUGGACGAACACACCAGACAAUUAGCUAAAGAAAAAGCGCCCUUCUAUGACGUGAAUUACCCGAAAUCACUCAAUUUCGGAGCGAUGGGUGUUGUUAUGGGACACGAAUUAAGUCAUGCAUUCGAUGGUAAA
Medioppia subpectinata is the source of this 755-nucleotide messenger RNA. The record is from the annotation of a GenBank genome assembly. NCBI's taxonomy places the organism in Eukaryota, Metazoa, Arthropoda, Arachnida, Sarcoptiformes, Oppiidae.